This is a messenger RNA of Dromiciops gliroides (monito del monte), 1056 nucleotides long. RefSeq names its product vomeronasal type-1 receptor 3-like. Gene Ontology annotation, cellular component: membrane. The coding region runs from base 1 to 1056 and encodes 351 amino acids. The transcript has 2 exons. The record is from RefSeq and is a predicted model, not a curated record. Gene Ontology annotation, biological process: G protein-coupled receptor signaling pathway. NCBI's taxonomy places the organism in Eukaryota, Metazoa, Chordata, Mammalia, Microbiotheria, Microbiotheriidae. Gene Ontology annotation, molecular function: pheromone receptor activity.
AUGGUUCCACAGAACAGUUCUAUUUCAGUCUGUGAGAAAAUUAUUUUUCUUCACUCAGUUCUAGGUAUUGUCUUCUUCACGCAGACAGCAGCUGGUCUAUUGGGAAAUUUCUUCCUCCUUUACCAUUGUGUCUCCACUUUCCAAACCGGCAGCAGGAUGAAGCCUGUCAACUCCAUUUUUUUCCACCUGUCUUUGGCCAACUCAAUAGUGCUUAUUUCAAAGGGAGUCCCUCAGACGAUGGUUGAUUUGGGGCUGAAAAUUUUCCUGGAUCGUGUUAGAUGUAGAUUUACUGUUUUCCUCCACCGAGUGGCCCAUAGUCUUUCUGUCAGCAUCACCUGCCUUCUGAGUGGUUUUCAGAUUAUCAUUGUUAGUCCCAUUACCUGUUCCAAAUGGUCAGAACUCAAAAGUCAUGCCUCAAAAUACAUUUUCCUCUUAUGUCUUUUCUGCUGGAUCCUACACAUCCUGAUGAAUAUCUUCAUGUUUGUCAAUAUGCAGAACUUUACAGAGAAAAGUAAUAACACAAAGAUAUGGAAUAUAGGAUUCUGUUCAGAUUAUGCUCCAGCCUCAUUCAAAGUUUCACUAUUUGUACUUAUAUACUCUAUUCCUGACUUCUUGUGUGUGGGUUUUAUGGUCACUGCCAGUGUCUACCUGGUGCAUCUCCUGCAAAGACACCAUCAACAAGUCCAGCAUAUUCACAGCUCCAGCCAAUUGUCAAGAAAGUCACCUGAGAUUCGAGCCACCUACACCAUCUUGGUGUUGGUGAGCACCUAUUUCUCCUUCUAUUCAGUCAACUCCAUUUUUUCAUUUUAUCUCUUUCAGUUUGAUAAAUAUGAUCAAUGGUUGAUUCCCACAUCAGCUCUCUUGGAUGCAUGUUUCCCAGCCAUCAGUCCAUUUGUGCUUAUCAGCUCUGAUUCCCAAAUUCUCCAUUUCUUUUACUCACUGUGGUCAAGGAAAAGAUGCCAAGACUCUUUUUUCCCUGGGUGUUUCAGUGCCCAACAUUCUAUUUCCACUCUUGGAAGCAGAUAUCUUAAAGAAGUUGUAGUCAGCAACCAAUAG